Aspergillus welwitschiae is the source of this 720-nucleotide messenger RNA. RefSeq lists its product as uncharacterized. The transcript has 2 exons. Lineage: Eukaryota; Fungi; Ascomycota; Eurotiomycetes; Eurotiales; Aspergillaceae. The coding region runs from base 1 to 720 and encodes 239 amino acids. The record is from RefSeq and is a predicted model, not a curated record.
AUGAGUCAAAAGACUCCACAUACCACACAGAAACGUAAAGGAACGUUUGCUGAAGAUGUUGCCGAUAAGAAACACAUGUCUGCCUACUCGGUGGGCCCAUUUACGGACUUCCUUCAAACUAGAAUGAUCGUUCUCAGCACAGAAGAUUCUGAGAUACAAUUCAAAAUUCACACGGGACUUCUCAAAUCCAAGUGCUUUUCUCUUUACCAGUUCUACAUAGAGAAAGCAAUAUCCACUUAUGUCUGCAUAGACACACAGGCCAGCACACUCUCUGCUCUCGUCGGAUGGGCAUAUACAAGGGAAUACCCCGAUAGAAACGACCUUCAGAAAAGUGAUAUCAAAUGCGCAACCAACCACGACGAAUCCGCCGAAUGCAAAGUAGCUGCUUCAAUUCUCAACGAUAUCCAGCUCUACGUGUUUUGCGAUAAAUACAAUAUUCCGGAAUUAGGAAGCCUUGCAGUCACACAUAUGAAGAAAACCAUGGCUGGGAUGGGAGACAGCCGGAUACAUAUGUCAAUGGCUUUUAUUCCAGCUGCUCGGCUGGCUCUUUCCAAGUUCAAGGAGAGCAACUCGUUGUUUUCGUAUUUUGCGCAUUUUGCAGCUUAUCACAUUGAGAAUCUCAGAUGCAGUGGCAGCUUUUGCACGCUACUAAGCGACCAUCCGAACUUUGCGUUCAGUAUUCUUCACUAUGCAGGGCCCGCGAAGGAAAAGCCUGAAUGA